AUGAGCCUCGCCGAGGCGCCGUCGCCGUCCCCGUCGUCGUCGAGCGGAAGCGACGACUUCGCCGCCCUCCUCGACUCCGAGCUCGAGCUCGCCUCCGGCGCCGACUCCGCCUUCCCUGGCGACCCCUCCUCCGCCUCGCCCGAUACCGACGACGAGGGCGAGGAUGAGGAUUCGGAGGAGGUGGAAGUUGAACUCCUAGAACAGAACAGUGCUAAAAGGCGUAGAGUGGAGGAACAGAGCCAAGAUCAAGGAACAUCAAUUAGGCCUGACAAAAUUGCCACUGGCCCAUCUAAAAAUGUUCAAGUUGAGGUAUGUCCACAUCCUGGAUAUUUUGGGGGGCUUUGCUUUAGAUGUGGCAAGCCACAAGAUGAAGAAGAUGCUUCAGGAGUUGCUUUUGGUUACAUCCACAAGGGCUUGAGGCUAGGUACUUCAGAAAUUGACAGAUUACGUGGCGCUGAUUUGAAGAAUCUGCUGCGUGAAAGAAAACUAGUGCUUAUUUUAGACCUGGAUCAUACACUGAUCAACUCGACCAAACUCCAAGAUAUUUCUUCUGCUGAGAAUGAGUUGGGUAUUCGGACUGCUGCUUUAAAAGAUGAUCCGGACAGAAGCAUCUUCUCACUAGAUUCAAUGCAGAUGCUCACGAAGUUGAGACCAUUUGUUCGUAAUUUUUUGAAAGAAGCAAGCAAUAUGUUUGAGAUGUAUAUAUACACCAUGGGUGACAAAGCUUAUGCAAUUGAAAUAGCGAAGCUUCUUGACCCUAGUAAUGUCUAUUUUCCUUCAAAAGUGAUUUCGAACUCAGAUUGCACCCAGCGCCACCAGAAAGGUCUUGAUGUGAUUCUUGGGGCUGAAAGUGUUGCAGUGAUUCUUGAUGACACUGAAUAUGUCUGGCAGAAGCAUAAAGAGAACCUGAUUCUGAUGGAGAGAUAUCAUUACUUUGCUUCAAGCUGCCGCCAAUUUGGUUUUGGUGUUAAAUCUUUGUCAGAGUCGAUGCAGGAUGAAAGGGAGAGUGAUGGUGCUUUGGCCACCGUUUUAGAUGUAUUGAAGCGCAUACACACAAUUUUCUUUGACACGGCUGUUGAAACUGCUCUUUCUUCACGGGAUGUAAGACAGGUGAUCAAGACAGUACGAAAGGAAGUCCUGGAAGGCUGCAAACUUGUCUUCAGUCGGGUGUUCCCAAAUACCUCUCGCCCACAGGAGCAGAUGAUGUGGAAGAUGGCCGAGCAUCUGGGCGCUGUUUGCUCCACAGAUGUAGAUUCCACAGUGACCCACGUUGUGGCUGUGGAUCUGGGAACAGAAAAGGCCCGCUGGGCUGUAAAGAACAAGAAGUUUUUGGUCCACCCACGCUGGAUCGAAGCCGCCAAUUUCCGGUGGCACCGGCAACCGGAGGAAGAUUUUCCUGUCAUUCCACCGAAGGAAAAGAGCACAGAUAAGGAACCGAGCAAAGAUAAAGAAGAAAAUGCUGUAGCAGGCCAGAAGGAAACGAGCAACGAUAAAAAAGAAGAAAAUGCUGUAGCUGGUCAGAAGGAAACGAGCAACGAUCAAGAGGACAAUGAUGUAGCCGGCCAGAAGGAGAAGGAUGGCGCCAAAGAAAACGCUGUGGCCACUACUGCUACAGGCCCUGCUGACUCAUAAGCUAUGUAGGGCUCGAAAGGUGUCUGACAUGUAGUGUAGGCGUGCAGGAUUGGGGGGACGGAAAUUUAGCUUUUGUUACCCGUUCGUGCAGGGCCAGGAUGUUGGAUCUGGUCCACGUGAAAUUUUGCUGCUGACCUGAGAUGCUGAUUGGGCCUCCGACCAUCUAAAUUAGGGUACGAUAACAUUUCAGAAGUUUAAGCAAAUUGAUGUGGUUAUGGCACAAUUCUAGGAUUAAGUUAUGCGAUUGUGUAUGCAAACUAUUGUAGCUUUACCUGCUUCUGCAGGUAUUUGCUCCGGAAUCGGAAUUGAACUUCAUUUACUUUUAGUAAUGGCAAAUGGACUCCGUGAUUUCAAGGUUGAAA
This is a messenger RNA of Setaria italica (foxtail millet), 1994 nucleotides long. RefSeq names its product RNA polymerase II C-terminal domain phosphatase-like 4. The transcript has 8 exons. The record is from RefSeq and is a predicted model, not a curated record. The coding region runs from base 1 to 1632 and encodes 543 amino acids. NCBI's taxonomy places the organism in Eukaryota, Viridiplantae, Streptophyta, Magnoliopsida, Poales, Poaceae. Gene Ontology annotation, cellular component: nucleus. Gene Ontology annotation, molecular function: RNA polymerase II CTD heptapeptide repeat phosphatase activity.